Molecule: messenger RNA, 2263 nt
Organism: Malania oleifera
Lineage: Eukaryota; Viridiplantae; Streptophyta; Magnoliopsida; Santalales; Ximeniaceae
Product: aldehyde oxidase GLOX
Exons: 1
Coding region: 313-2097 (594 amino acids)
Source: RefSeq, a predicted model, not a curated record
CAAGUCAAUCAAUGAAAUAUUCUCUUUGGGUGUUGUUGUGCUUAUCAAUAUGUUUCUUUGCAUUAAAUGAUCACUUAUAUGACCUGGCACUCCAUCGCCGGUCCUCCACUUGGAUAAAACCAAAAUCCGUGGGCCUAGCAGAAACCACGCUGGUACAGUGUGAACUGAGGAACUAUACCACGAGAGCAGGUAGGAUAACGGUCACGUGGUGGCCCCACCUCUAAAAUGGGCCCACCCACCCACCACGUGUUAAAAGAAAACGAAGUGUAAUUCUGUUCUUUUCGGCGGGACCCGCCUUGCCGUCAUCAGUAAAUGAUCAAGACCAUCUGUUCCUCUUCAUCAAUGGUCACGAUGCGUUCACAACCAGAACUUGCGACUGGGUGGAGGCAGUUCCAAGUACUCAACCCUCUCUGUCCGUCACUAUAUUAUAUCACAGCCUCCCUUCACUCCCUUCACAACCAGUUCCAAGUUUCCACACUCUAUCCAAUGGAUCGUUCUACGAACUGGUUCUUCCUCCUUUUGGCUUCCACUAUUAUACAGAACGCCGUCAUCGCACGUGCGGCCCUGCCCGGCACUUGGGAUCUUCUUGUCGCGAACGCCGGCAUCGCUUCCAUGCACACCGCUGUCACCCACCGCGGGACCGUCGUGCUCCUCGAUCGUACCGACAUUGGCCCCACCGGAAAAAAGCUUCCCGGCCGUCACUGCCGGUCCGACCCAAACGAUCCCGUUUUGAAACGGGACUGCUACGCUCACUCUCUCCUCUUCGAUCCCCAAACCAACCAGCUCCGGCCACUGACGAUUCUCACUGACACUUGGUGCUCCUCCGGCCAGUUCCUCCCGGACGGCACGCUCCUCCAGACCGGCGGCGGCCUCGACGGUUUUAAGAAAAUCCGAAAAUUCGCACCCUGCGACCUGAACCAGAACUGCGAUUGGGAAGAGCUCCCCGACGUCGAGCUCGCCGACGGCCGCUGGUACGCAACGAACCAGAUCUUGCCGGACGGCUCCGUCAUCGUAAUUGGCGGCAGUGGGUCUAGCACCCUCGAAUUCUUUCCGGCGAGGAGCGGCGGCGCCGUAAAGUUUCCGUUCCUGGCUUCGGUGAAGGACACUCAGAUGGACAAUCUUUAUCCAUACGUCCACCUCCUCCCCGAUGGCAACCUCUUCGUCUUCGCCAACAACAAGGCGGUUCUCUACGAUUACGUCGCUAAUCGGAUUGUGAGAAAUUACCCGGUGUUGGACGGCGGUCCUCGGAACUACCCGUCGGCGGGAUCGUCGGCGAUGCUGGCUCUCGCCGGCGAUUACUCGACGGCUGAGAUUGUGAUAUGUGGCGGUGCCCAGUACGGCGUGUUCAUUGCCAAAAGCACGGAUACCCCGGCGCACGGUAGCUGCGGGCGCAUCGUAGCCACUCAAUCCGACGCCGUUUGGCAAAUGGAGGACAUGCCGUUCGGUCGGAUCAUGGGGGAUAUGGUGAUGCUCCCGACCGGCGAGGUUUUGAUCAUAAACGGAGCCCAAGCCGGAUCCCAAGGAUUCGAGCUGGCUUCGAACCCGUGCUUCUACCCGGUUCUCUACCGGCCGGAUCAACCGGCCGGGUUACGGUUCAUGACAUUGAACCCGGGUACGAUUCCGAGAUUGUACCACUCGACGGCGAACCUGUUACCUGACGGUCGAGUACUGAUCGCCGGCAGCAACCCACAUUACUUCUAUAAAUUCAAUGCGGAAUUCCCCACGGAGUUACGGAUCGAAGCUUUUUCGCCGGAAUACCUUUCGGCGGAUCGGGCGAAUAUCCGACCCGUUAUUGUUGAAAUGCCAGAAAAAGUCGGGUACGGGGAAGCGUUCGAGGUGCACGUGUCGGUGAUGCUGCCUGUGGUUGGAAUCGUGGAGGUGAACUUCGCCAGCGCACCCUAUGCGACCCAUUCGUUUUCGCAUGGACAGAGGUUGGUGAAGUUGACCGUUGCGCCCGCCGUGCCCAUCGACGGCGGGUACCGUGUGGCGUGCACGGCGCCGCCGGAAGCAAGGGUGGCGCCGCCGGGGUAUUACAUGGUGUUUGCAGUUAAUCAGGGCGUGCCAAGUGUUGCACGGUGGGUGCAGGUGGCGGCAUAAUUCUGUUUAUUUUUAUUUUUUAAAUUUUCAUUAUUUUGUUAAGCUUCGCUGGAGGGGAGUGGGCUCGGCUUUUGGGCAAGUGUAGAUAGUUAUUUACGAAAUUCUUUCUGAUUCCAGAAAAUGGGAUUGGAUUAAAACUUAAAAAAUAAGCUACAGAAUUUUAGCA